AAAUUUUGGGAGUUCUUCUCUGAAGAUCUCUAGAGAGAGAAAUCGAAUAAUUUUUAUAGGAAUGAUGAAAGAAUCCGAGUGAUAGAUUUUUUUGAUAUUAUUAUUAUUUUUUGAUUAAUCAGAGGAGAAUUAAUGUUGGCAUGAUUUCUGAAAUUGCAUCAAAUUAAAGUUGGCAUGAUUUCUGAAAUUGCAUCAUUGAUCAUAAUCAUACGCAUGUUUGUUUAGUGUUGGAGUAUAUAUAUCGAAAUCUAGAGUAUUAUAUACGGUAUAAUUAUCGUAUCAAGUAUAGUGCAUAUAAAACUUUUUGGGGAUCGAUGCCGGGAAAUCGAAAAUUGCAGAGGAAUGGUUCAGUGCCCGAUAAAGUUGAAGAGGUCAUGAGACGGUUAAAGGUAGAGGAGAGCGAUGAUAAUGGUAGGGUGGGUGAUGAUCCGGGUGCAUACCCGGAUCGACCAGGUGAACCGGAUUGCAUAUAUUAUUUGAGAACAGGUUCUUGUGGUUAUGGAACCAGUUGUCGUUUCAAUCAUCCUUCUAAUGCUGGACAAGUAAAUACUAUUGUGUAUGGCGUUAAAAACACUAGUGAGCUGCCAGAAAGAGCGGGGCAACCAGAUUGUGGGUAUUAUCUAAAGACAGGGACUUGCAAAUAUGGAUCCACAUGUAAAUAUCAUCAUCCUAAGGAUAGGCAGGCAGAUGUCUUAAUGAAUCUUGUAGGCCUACCAAUGCGCCAGAAUACAAGAUCAUGUCCUUAUUAUAUGCGGACUGGAUUAUGUAAAUAUGGAUAUGCUUGCAAGUUCCAUCACCCACAACCUGCAACAACAACUAAUGUCUUACCAGUAAUAGGACCUGUCUAUGGUUCUGGUGGCUCUACAGGAGCACCUUCACCUGGGGCACCAUCUAUAGGUGAUCCAUCAACAACACCAUUGUCAAAGGCAACUUACUUUUCCAAUUCACUCCUUCAACUUCCACAAAACUAUAUACCCUUAUUUCUGUCUCCAUCACAAGGAUGGAAUACAUAUAUGGGUAGUGUCGCUCCUUUGUCUGUUACUAGUGUUCUUACUACACCAGCUUCUAAUGGGCAGUUGUCAGCCUCAUAUCUGCCAGAAAGACCAGAUCAACCAGAAUGCCGAUAUUUCAUGAUCCAUGGUAGUUGUAAAUAUGGAUUAGACUGCAAAUAUCACCACCCUAAGGAGAAGAUCUCACAAGUGGCAUCAAGUUCUCUUGGCCCACUUGGGCUUCCUUUAAGACCUGGACAACCCAUAUGUUCAUAUUAUAGUCUUUAUGGACUUUGCAAAUAUGGGCCUACGUGUAAAUUUGAUCACCCAUUGGAUGGAUAUUCUUAUGCAUAUAGUCUGGCCGUCCCUCCUCUGGCUGCUGCUUACUCGUCCACCACACCAUAUCAGAGAGCAACACCAUUGGUGCCCUUGUCUGAAACGUCUCUGGCCAAACCAUCAAGGGUGAGCGAUUGCAUCAAGAAAGGAGAAACUACAGGCAAUAAAAAUCAGCAGCCCAAGACAAAGAACGUUGGAGAUUCACCCAAUCCGUCUGAUUCUCUACCACAUUAGUCCAAGUCGUCUUCUGAGGUUGUGAAUGAAACUGAUUAACAGGUUGUUAACACUACUAGAACCAACACCGAAACAACCACCACCAAGAUGAUGUGAGGUAGAGGUAGGGAAGGGGAGUGUUGGUGCUGGUUUAGUUUUGUUUUUGUUUCUAUCUUUAUUUUAUUUUUUCCAUUAUCUUUGCCCACAUUCUCUUACUUGUGGAGGUACUGUUAUGUGAAAUUAAAUUUAAUGAUUUGAUAGGAAGACUCUUUCAGUUC
Messenger RNA from Sesamum indicum (sesame), 1816 nucleotides. The record is from RefSeq and is a predicted model, not a curated record. Lineage: Eukaryota; Viridiplantae; Streptophyta; Magnoliopsida; Lamiales; Pedaliaceae.